AUGCCGAAUCUAAUGCGCAAUCUAGCAUGGCCGCUGUGGCUGCGACGGGCAGGCUGGGAGUACUUGAUCGUCUUCCGCUGCUGUUGCGCGUUGUUCGGCUGCAUUUUGUUAUUGAUUAUACAGCCGUCACUGGAACUACUCACAUUCCUAGCAUUUCUUCCCGUUAUCAUAUUCUACGUCAAGCCUCCUGCGGACCUGGUCGUGAUAUGGAUCACCCACACUCUCGUCGGCGGUGUGGUGCUAAUGACGACAUGGGCAUGGUGUACCCUCGGGUUCAAGGCGGCUGACCUGGUCCGCGAUCAUGAUCUUGACAGACAGAUCGCCACUCAACUGGUCGGCGCGCAAAAUUUGACAACGCAACCAAGUCAAGCACAGAUCUUUGCUAUCCUUACGCCAUACGCGUUUCAAGGCGUUUUCGUCCAGCCGAGACCGUCAGCCAUCUGGGGAGCCUUCAUUUUUGUCAAUGUUUUCUGGGUCUGGUUGAUUCGUGCAUAUCGGAUCCGCUACUUCUUCGUCAUGGUCCUGGCGGGAAUUCUAGUGCUGAUUUACGGCACCAUCGGACCGUUGGUCCCAUCUUUCGCUCCGAUCGACAUUGGAAGGCUUUACCUGAUCCCGCUUGGACAGUAUUUGGCGAUCGGAACUUUCUGCGCAUGUUUUAUCCUGCCGACUUCUGUCUCAGGAACGGUACUUCGUAGCUCGGAAGCCCUUUUCGACCACAAGAUAAGCCUGCUCAACCAUGUUGUGGGCACUCUAUCGGCAGUGGAGAACAUCCGCGAUACAGAGGCUCUGCAGCUUCACGUUGACGAACGACAUACGGAGCUCAUUGAUCUUCGUCUGACUGGCGAGCCACUACUAUUGAAGCUUGAGCCUUUGACUAACUAUCUGGUCCUCGAGCCCGCUUUCACCCGCAUCGCACCAUUUCAUGUGCUACAGUUCUGGCGCGUGCAGUCAGCCAUUAGCAUUUCCCUCCAAUCGAUUGUCCUCUUCUCCAAUGCACGCAACCAAAGUUUCAAAGGCGAUCAAUGGGAUAGAAUGGCCGAAGACAAGAUUCUGAUGCAAGAGUUUGCCGAGGUUCGUCGAACUGCGACUCACUUGAUCAAGACCAUUAUUGUUGGCUUGGAAGUCGGCCGAGAUUUUUGCAAUUCAGCUUCGCCAUUCAUUUUACAUUCGACCCUGAGCCAUGCCAAACGAGAAGACCUUCUCUCGCGCGCAGUGGAGGCCCGAACUUACAUCCAUGCGCAAGUUGCAGGUGUGCAAAAGGCGAUCACUGAGCUCGAAGAUCCUGUCGAAGCCUCGACGACACCCGUCGGCACUAGAGUGGAGACGCACGAAGCCACAAAUGCGACCCUCGUCAACUCAGCGGAUGCAAAUGGAAUCACGGGCUCCGACCGAGAAAUGAGCGUCACCGACGACACAAGCCUUAGUGAGGACAUGGGCGUGACUGAAAAGAUAAGCUCUAGCGAGGAAACGAGCGCGAGUGAACCCACAGAUCUCGGCGAAAAGACCAGCGCAAAAAUUCAUAUUGCAGAUCUCCUCAAUCGUCGUGCAAUGGACCGAGUACACCUUCGUGGUCUACUAACGAUCUGCGCAGAUGUAGAGAGUUCUCUUGUAGUCAUUCAACAUUUGCUCGAGCAGCCAAUACGCCUGCACUGGAACAUCUUCAAUAUCGGCGCCACCUCUACUUUAGCAGAGCUCGCCUCGAAUGGAUCAUAUACCGCUUCAAACAGCCAAUCUGUCAUCCCCAGACUGCUACGCGUACUUUUCUCCUUAGAGAGGACAGGCAGUGAACCGACCUUCAGAGAUCUGAGCAAGUCUCGACAUAGUACGGAGCUGUUGACUGAUCCUGAAAGCUCUUCACCAUCACAGUUUGACUACCCUCCUCAUGGCGUUAAGCCGUCUAUCUUGCGGCGCAUAUCUCCACGUUCAAGUCUACUGCAGCAUUUGACAAGUCCCCAAAUCAUACUGUCCUUCAAAGUCGCUGUCCUCGCUGUAGCACUGUCCAUCCCGGCCUUCAUCAAAUCGAAUAACAGCGCCAAGUUCUACUACGAGCAGAAGGGAAUUUGGGCCGCCGUGACAGCUAUAUUUGCGACACACAUGUUCGCCGGCGAGACUCUCUUCGGUUUUGUGGCCAGGGUCGUAGGUACCUUUAUUGGCGCCUUGCUCGGACUUGUCUGCUGGUAUAUCUCGGCGGGUAGCGGCACCGCAAAUCCCUAUGGACUUACCGCAAUUGUCACAGUUGUCUUCUCUAUCCUGGUACCGUACCGACUCUAUUCAUCGAAUUUCAUCGUCGCAGUCACUGUCACUACGACUGCGACUUUGGUAGUCGGAUAUAGCUAUAUCGACGCGAAGCUCAAUCCCUCGCUCAAUCCCGGCUAUGGAUGGGAUGUGACUUGGAAGCGAUUAGUUGUCUCCUUCAUAGGUCUUCUGGCUGCAUUUCUUGUCGGGUCUUUGCCACAGCCAACAUCGGUACACAAGCAUGUUUGCCGCGUUCUUUCUUCGACGAGUAAUGAGUUGGGUCAUCUACUGUCCCUCUCAUCAACCCUAGCGGAACACAUCACAAGUGGUGCCGGCCUCAAUGAGAUGAAUGGAAAUAACGAAGAGGGUACAGUCCCCGCAACGGGAGGUAUGCGUGUCAUGAUGCAGCAGGAUACCUAUCCAGAGCUCUUUGCAGAACGUACACUUUUCCAAGGUUUCAACAUUGUCUUGAGCAUUCGACGGAAGCUGGGCUAUAACCGACAGAGACUCGCACUCACGAAGCUCGAGUACACACGGCAUGCUUCGAUACUCCCGGGACACGAUCAGCUAAAGAUGGUGAUGGACCUCCAAGUCGAAGCGUGCGACCUUCUGGGACUAUUCUUGUUCCAGUUGCAGUCAUGUGGUCCUGAUGACGCCGCCCUUGUUCUCGAGCAAGUCCGGAGAUGCAGCAGCAAAGGCCGUACUGCCAUCAACGCGGCGCUUCAGUUAACUUUGAGAACGUCCUUCAGCCUCCGCAGCCGGAAAGCUUACCGCGAUACGAUUUUCAACGACAGCAGCAACCCGAAUGCAAUUUCGCCUGAAGAAUGCGAGCGUAUUCUAGUUGAUUUCACCCUUGAUCGGAAGUCCCUGACGCCUGUAGUAUUGGAGUCCAAACUAUCAGAGCAAGUCGAGAAACCAAUGUUGCUGUCUGUUGCGGCAGAGGCAAGUCUUUCGGCCCUCACUUCGGCUCUUCGAUGUAUCGGAAAGAUUGAGGACUUGACCCAUGUCGACCUCACAUGA
Dissoconium aciculare CBS 342.82 is the source of this 3255-nucleotide messenger RNA. RefSeq lists its product as uncharacterized. The transcript has a single exon. The record is from RefSeq and is a predicted model, not a curated record. Lineage: Eukaryota; Fungi; Ascomycota; Dothideomycetes; Mycosphaerellales; Dissoconiaceae. Bases 1 to 3255 code for a protein of 1084 amino acids.